AUAGUAAACACUAUUGUGUUCAUUUUUAUUGUCAUUUGAUGCCUGCUGGUAAAUAGUAUAACAAUUAUAAGUUAUAACUCUAUGCUUACACAAUUCCCAUCAACAUUUGUAACUGACGAUUUUAAAGAAUGUCAAAUCAAAUGAAAUACAACCAGUCUUGGAUUAUCAGUUGUUUUUCAAAAUUGAGUUCAAACAGUGAACACACUACCUCCACACCAUUGAGAGUAGAUUUUCUGAACCAUUCACUGAACAUCUUGGCAGAUGGAAUAAAUGAAUUCAUUUACCUCACGCCUGAAACAUACGUCAUGCAAUCAACUCUUCAUUUAGGAAUCAUAUCAUUCGAUUCCUGUCAUCACGGCAAGUGGGUAUUAAGCUUUAACGAUGAACCAUCUGCAAUAGAUUUCAUCGAAACGUUGAGAAAAAACGAUAUUAAAGUGACGGACAUCCAGAAAUUGUUAUCAGAAAGAGUGCACUUGGAAGACUCCAUAAUCAAAACGGUAACCGAUGUGGGUUUCCCAAAUUUUGUAGCUGAAGUGGAAAACGCCAUGAAAAACAAAGAUGUUUGAUCAUUGGAAUUAAUUUUAAUCAAAAA
Molecule: messenger RNA, 592 nt
Organism: Acyrthosiphon pisum (pea aphid)
Lineage: Eukaryota; Metazoa; Arthropoda; Insecta; Hemiptera; Aphididae
Exons: 2
Coding region: 129-566 (145 amino acids)
Source: RefSeq, a predicted model, not a curated record